Carassius auratus (goldfish) is the source of this 725-nucleotide messenger RNA. It is a transcript of the gene cst14a.2, whose product is annotated as cystatin 14a, tandem duplicate 2. The record is from RefSeq and is a predicted model, not a curated record. Gene Ontology annotation, molecular function: cysteine-type endopeptidase inhibitor activity. Gene Ontology annotation, cellular component: cytosol. Bases 93 to 395 code for a protein of 100 amino acids. Lineage: Eukaryota; Metazoa; Chordata; Actinopteri; Cypriniformes; Cyprinidae. The transcript has 3 exons.
GAUCACCAGGAAAUAAACCCUCCAUUCGGUAAAUUUGAUCGUGAGAAAACAUUACGGAGUGUUUUUAUUACCUCUCAGCCAUUAAAAAAAAAAUGCCUUUACUUUGUGGCGGAACAACUGAGGCGAAAGAUGCGAAUGAAGAGGUGCAGAAAAUAUGCGAUGAGAUAAAGUCUCAUGCCGAGGAUAAAGCUGGGCGUAAGUUUGACGUUUUCGCCGCAAAAACUUUUAAAACACAACUCGUUGCGGGGACAAAUUACUUCAUUAAGGUGCAUGUAGGUGAGGAUGAGUACAUUCAUCUACGUGUCUAUAAGACUCUGCCCUGUCACGGAGAGACACUGGAGCUGCACAGCAUACAGACACCCAAGGCUCAUCAUGAUCCCAUUGAAUACUUCUAAAGCAAACUUAAGCAAAUCAUCAUAAAUACUGUCUAAAAUACUCCUAAAUCUCAUGGUUACCAUUUUUACUAAAUAGUGUGAUCACAGAAGAGUGACUAGUUGGAUCACUACCUGCGAUGACACUAAUUGUGAAUUAGGUAACCCUUUAAAUACAUGUUUCCAUUAUGUGUUUGGCAUAGCUGUAAAAUAACCCAUCCCACACACUCGAAACAUCACUUAACUCACAUCUUGUUACCUAUAAUAUCAGUAGUUUUUGUCUUCACAUUUUGGGCUUUGUACUUACUGAUAAGUAUUUUAUAUUAUUUACAUAAAGUACAUGGAUGGACAGUU